GUCGUCAAGUCGAUAAGCAAAUAAAGGUCAGCUAUGUUAUGAUUAUGGUGUUGACCAUUUUGGUAAAAAAUCAACAACAGGAUGACUUUUUAGUAAAAUACGACAUCAAAUGAUGUGAUAUCAACCAUGAGUGAUUCUGUUAUCACCGUGAACACUGUGCUAGACUGCAAACCAAUCCUCGUACCGUAUACACCGACAACAACAUGCGAAGACAUUUGCAUCUACCUUUGCAAACAACUUAACAUAGGGGCCAUAGCCCGCCACUUGUUUGCCAUUCGUAUCACCGGCAAGAAUGUCUUCCUUAUGCCGGCAGCCACAUUUGGGGACAAGCCUGCCGCUGUGGACUUCAGAAUGCGGCUCAAAGUGGCCAGCAUUGAUAGCCUCAAGAAAUUGGACAUGAACGCAUUUAACUACUACUUUCAUCAAGCUAGAGGAGAUGUCUUGAAUAACAGAGUACCUGAUAUCAUUUAUGAGAAGUACAAAAGAGAGUUGGUUGGCUUGGGUAUUACAGACAUGUACAGGGUCAUGCUGGAGAAAGAUAUAUCAAGAGAAAGUGUGGAAAAUGAUUAUAAAAAGUAUAUACCUAAAGAAGUACUGAAAAGACAUGCAUUUUUCAUUAAAAGACCUAUACACGAUACACUUGGCAAACUCCAGAAAUCUGUUCAUGAUGCAUUUUAUGUAAAGGAAGAGUACAUUAGGCAACUGGAGAUUAUUGCACCAGAGUACCUGUCUGAAGUAUACAAAGCUGUCAUGGAUGAUAAUGGUUCAAUAUCUAGUGUAUAUAUCAAAGUCUCACCCUAUCAUCCUACUGAGCCAGGGAUCAAAUACUGUUUAGAAUCCAAAAAAGAGCAGUGGGUGUUAAAAUGCACAAUAGAAGAGCUAGGUUUCAUUUCAAUAAGAAACGAUAGUACAACAGAAAUUAGUAGGAAGAAUGGUAUACCAUUCUACCUUAAAUUCAACUCAAUGGCAACUAUGUACUCAUUCAUAAGCCUUUUGGAUGGCUACUACAGACUGACUUGCAAGUGGAUAUUCAAUAUAUGUAGGGAGGUGUACACUCCUUCCUUGAAAAAGUUAUAUGCAAUGAAAUGUCAUGGGCCUGUUGGAGGUCAAUUUUCUUAUGCGAAGCUUGAAUCUAAAAGGAGCAACAAACCUGGAUGUUUCAUCAUAAGGGAAAGUGAAUCAAAAUACAAUCAUUAUUAUAUUGAUGUUUGUAUGAAGGAAGGUCUUAAACCUAAGACGUUCAAGCUAGAAAAAAUAACAGGUGAUGAGUUCAUUUUCAAUGAUGAUCUGACAAGAUACAAAAGUAUUCAGCAGCUAAUGGCUGCUUAUAGUGAUCCAAAUGGUGCAAUUUACCUACAGGAAUGCUUGCCUCCUUCAGAAUAUGAUGUAUCUCCAUUACUUCUAUGUAGGAGUGAAAAAGAACCUGGAGGAUUUGCUUCAGAUGUAUCCAUUCCAACUUCACCUCUGUGUAUAAGUUGUAAGGAUCUCCAAGUAUACAAACUUAACAAAAAAGAAGGUGUUAGAGGCCUGACUGUAGUUUUUAGAAGCAAAUGGAUCAUUACAAAAGGCAAGAAGAUAGACGUUGCCGUGAAAAUGUUGAAACAGGAAUGUUCUGAAAAAUACUUAAAGGAUUUCCUAUCAUUAGCUGGCCAAUGGGUCUUUCUGCAAUCCAGUUCGAUAGUUCGUCUUUAUGGUAUCGCUUUCACCAGUGGAAUCUCUCUAGUCUCAGAAUAUAUUACAUUAGGUCCCUUGGAUCAGUAUUUGAGGGAAAAGAAAGGCAUUGUGAAAACUGUUGAUCUCAUUGAAGCUGCAAGUAGCUUGGCGUCAGCUUUGUGGCACUUGACUGAAAACAAUAUUGUUCACGGUAGAAUAAGAUGCAGAAAGCUGCUGGUCAGCUUACAUGACGAAAACUCUUUUACGGUCAAAUUGGCCGACCCUGGUAUUCAUACCGAAUACGUGUCUUCCGAGGUCCACUGGAUACCAGUAGAAUGCUACUCAAAACUCGAUUAUGCAAAACAUUCUAUAGAAGCCGAUGUUUGGGCAUUCGGAACUACACUAUGGGAAAUAUUUAUGUAUGGAGAGGAAAUUAAACCUAGUGAUCAUGGUCAAGCAAUGCGAUUCUAUCUCAGUGGUAAACGGCUACCUCAGCCCUUAACCUGUUCCAAUGAAAUCUAUGCCUUGAUGAAAGAGUGUUGGGACAUUGAUCCUCAUAAGAGAAAAAAACCGCAGGCUAUUAUGCGAGAUGUCAGCCAGAUAUUAUAUCAAGUGUACAACUCUAGGAGAACACACUCUUAUCAUAAAGUCUUUAGCAGAACAGCAGUCACGGCUUCAUCAACUAGUAUUUCUUCAUAUAAUACAGAAACGACAACAGUACCAUGCACCGAGGAGUUCCCAUGCACUAGCGGCACCUCAAGCAGAGCACCGUCAGAAUGCUCGGUCAGCCUUUCUGGUGGUCAUUCUCAGAACUGGCUGCUGGGUUCUCAGGAACUUGCCGAUGUAGAAGACUCUGACAUAUGUGACAUGAGCAACAUCUUUCCAAAUCUAAACAUUUCCACAGCCACCACGUCUCUAGAUAGUCUUAAUUCGAUGCUGAGUAUAUUCGAACUGGAUGGUAACUGUAACGUGGUGCUGCAGGGCAGAAUUGGACAGGGUUUUUACGGCGAAGUUUAUAAAGGCACCUUAGAAUAUAUUGACGGAGAAGAUAAGGAACCUAGAAAGGUAGCAGUGAAAAAAUUAAAGACUACCGCAAAAUCGUCCUGUUUGCAAGAUUUUGAAAGAGAAAUCAACAUCAUGAAGGCACUGGAACAUCCCAAUAUAGUAUCAAUAUUAGGCGUCCUAAGAGAACCAGAAAUAUCCCUAGUCAUGGAAUUCGUACCUCAUGGAUCUCUUCAGAGCUAUCUCAAGAUAAACAAGGAAAGAUUAGAGGAACCUCAAUUACUGAAAUAUGCGUUAGAUAUUGCAGAGGGAAUGGAUUAUCUUGGUAAGAAAAGUAUAGUCCAUAGAGAUCUUGCAGCCAGAAAUAUCCUAGUUGUAGAUGAAAAUCAAGUGAAGAUAUCUGAUUUUGGUUUAGCACAAGUCAUGGGAACUAAUGACUACUAUAUUUUGAAGACACCUAAUAGAGAACUGCCAAUUAAAUGGUAUGCCCCAGAAAGUUUGAGAGACGGUAAAUUUUCUGUAAGGUCGGACGUAUGGUCCUAUGGUGUCACUUUAUGUGAGAUGUUCAAUUACGGAGAGGAACCAAAUCUGAUGAUUCCCGAAGAAGAAAUGGAAGCUCCCCAGCAGCAAAUUUUAUUACAAGCUCUUGAAAAGGGUGCACGGUUUCCCUGUCCUCCAAAAUGUUCGAACGCUAUAUAUGUGCGCAUUAUUCGCCCCUGCUGGCAAGCCGAAUCACAUCUGAGACCUCCAUUUUGUAAAUUGAUAGAAGAAGUAAAGGAUCUUUUAAAUAAUUAGAGAUACAGCAGAUUGCGCAUCAGAUACUGUUCCAUAAACCAAAACGACAAGUUAAAAAACGCCAAUAAUUUUCGUACACAUAAGUAUGAAUAUUAGGAUUCAAUUUCUGACAUUAAACCAGCUGAGCUGGGACUAAGUUUAAUCAUCGGUUAUCGUAUUCUACCUGAAAAUAGCCAACCAAAUGAUAUAUUUGCGCGUUCAAAACAUUAUCGUAGAUGAAAUGAAAUACCGUAGCCUCAUCUAUGGGAAUUUGUCACAUCUGUUUUUUUUUGUUUAUUAUAUAUACUUUGAAAAGGUUAGUGCCUCUGGUACUGUAGUCACAUAUGUAUAUGCCUAGGUUGACUAUUUUUAGGAAGGAUACGUUAAUCAGUGGUUUAAUGUAAAUGUUUCUCCAUCCGCAAAAUUGCUGCUCUCUUUACAAUAAUUGCUUUGUCUUGUGGAGAGCAGAAUAUUAUAUAGUGUUUCACCAAGGUAGUGAAACCACAUUUCCGCUAUUGACCCGUUGAUUCCUAAUUUCAUCUUAAAAGUUCGACAUGGUUGAUAUAUUUGCAGAGAUAUUUUAUGAAAAUGAAAACUAUUUGGAUUAAUUUGUGAUUACUUAUGAAAAAUUUCAUAAAGAUUGAUCGAAAAAUGGAUUAUUUCUGCGAGCCCAAUUUCCAAAAUAAUAUGGCGCUUGCAAACGGGCAAUAUUUUUAUAGCCCGGCUAUACUUUUUGACAUUUCGUAAAUAUUUUUAUGUGGUGCUGUCAGAUUGCCCAUGCUUCAUUACAAAACGUAAUAAAAAACUCGCAAAAUUGUUAUACUUGUAAAUACACUUAAACCAGUGAAUAGGUACUUUGUUAUUAUUAACAAGGUGUAAUUCAUUUAGAGGUAAUUUUGUCAAAAGAGAAAUGUACAAAAACAAACAACUGUAUCAGAUUAUCUUUAUGAUUGCAAGAAAUACGCAUUCUUGUCCUUUAGCGAAUUCCAGACUAAAUUGCUAUGUUGCUAAAAAUAUACCAAAUUGGGACCUCUGGAGUUCUGUAUACUAAUAAUAGGAUAAUAUUUAGAAUACUGAGCUUACUCCGUUAUACUACAUUCAUAUAUGAAACCAAUUUUACUACGAAUUUCAUAUAUUUUCGGCAACAAAUUAACUUAAUUUUCAAUCCUCUUGGUUGAUGCUCACCACCCGACUUUGAAGAUUUAUUUAAAAUGUCACCCAUUCUGGAAUUACAAGUUUCGAGUUGUAUUUGACGACCGUUAUCGCGCCAUGAUAAUGAUGACUUUUGUCCCUAGGGGGUCGAGAUUGUGGAACAAUCGCGGUAUUCGCUAUUUUCUUAGAAUAAAGAUAACCCGAUACAGCUGAUUGUUUUUAUUUUUGAUGCGUUGAAAAAAGUAGUUCUUAACGAAUCACCCAUUAUAAUCCAAUUAAGUUCAUCCAGAGGAAUAAACCAAAUUUUAAACGAAUAAUUGUUAAAGCGUAAAAAUUUGAGACUGAUUUUUCAAAAGGCUAUCAAGAUGAUUGUUUGAUUUUUUGUAUCCAGUCUUAAUAGCCUUUAUGUCAAGCUUUUUGGCUCUUGUUGUUUGCAGUUGUUCCAAAAGCUUUCUUAUGUGCUAUACAAACGUUUAGUCUCGAAUGAUGCAUUACAGGAGCUUGUAGUGUAAUUUUUCUGACCUGAAUUGGAGUUAGUUUUAGUCAAUAUUGCCUCAUAAUCACUGUUAUUGUCAUUGUUGCCAGAUAAUGGCUUAUCCAGUGUUUUUAUAUGUGUAGGUAUUCUUGCCCUUGAUAUAAACUACAAUUUUCUUGUCGCGUAUCAGUAUGUGAAAUAUUUCACAGAUUUACUUGCGAUUGUUCAUACUGUAUACAUUUGUUAUGAUUGUAGAUAUUUAAACUUGUUAGCAUUGUACGUCCACUGAAGUGUAUUAUAUACGAAUAUAAAAAUAUUUUUCGACACAUUUUGCUCAAUUUUAUUUAAGUUGUUGGUGCCAUAACGCAUCUAUUUCACUAUGAGCUUCAGUUCACCUAAGCACUGGUAGAAUGUAAGAUUUAUUGAAAAUGUAUCAACCAAUACGCGCAACAUAGUACAAAUGUAAAAACAUAACUUAUUUCUAAAUAUUUGAAGCUGAAAGGCAUAUUGCAAGUUUUUGAUUAUUGUGUCUGUAAGUCAACGAAAGAAUGAUUCCUAUUGUCAAUUCUAUGAUUUUGUCGAAGACAUAUACAGUUAUCCUUCAUUGGUUGAUACAAUUUAUAUAGAAGUGUAAUAUUAGGUAAGUGAAAAUAUUUUGGAAGAGUUCUUAUGUAUAUUUUGUGAUCUGUUAUCCAAAUGAUCUAC
This is a messenger RNA of Acanthoscelides obtectus, 5761 nucleotides long. NCBI's taxonomy places the organism in Eukaryota, Metazoa, Arthropoda, Insecta, Coleoptera, Chrysomelidae. The record is from the annotation of a GenBank genome assembly.